AAGCUCAUAACAACAACAAGAAGAAGAAGAGGGGGACUUUUGUUGUUUGCGUUCUCCUGCGGUGUUCGUCUGUCUCGUCGGGGCUUCCGUAGGCUGAAGGCGCGCGUGGUGUGGAGUGAGUGAGUUACGCUGAUCUGAUCGGAUCUGAUCAGAAGGAUGUGUUCUCUCGGUGUGUUCCCGGCUCCGGUAACGGCUGCACAGACGCUGCUCGAGCGCAACAACGAGCUUCUGUCCGCGCUUCAUCCCGGAGAGCACCCACAGCCGUGUGAUCUGCCCAGUCCUCAGUUCACCAGAGACACUCUGAAGGGUCACAGUCGUCCGGAGAGCAGCAGUAGAUCAGCCUUCCUGGACCAGAGAGACACGCUGUGGAUGAGGAGCGCCGGAGCCUGGCGUGACGCGGGUCUGUACGGUCUGUUAGAUGAGAUCACUAACAGCGCAGAGGAAGUGCCCAGGUUCCUGGCCGUCGGAUCCGCCUGCGUCCUGGCUCUGCUCAGAUGGGCUUCUUCAUUCCACGGCUCUCUGUUUCCACAUCUGACUCUGAGCAGUGACGAGAUGGUGGCAGAGUUUUCACAGAUGCUGGAUUGGUCUGACAGCGCUCUGAGAAGCUUCGCCUGGCAUCCGCACACUGAUAAGUUUGCUGUAGCUCUGCUAGACGACUCCAUCAGGAUUUACAAAUCUAACAGUUCUGCGACGCCGACGCUGAAGCACCGCUGCCAGAGGUCCGUGUGCGCUCUGCAGUGGAAGCCUCUGUGUGGCUCUGCUCUGGCCGUGGCCUGUCAGUCCUGUCUGCUCAUCUGGCAUGUGGACCCCACCUCUCUCUCCACCAGGCCGUCGUCUGGCUGUGCGCAGGUCUUGUCUCAUCCGGGUCAUUCUCCCAUCACCUCCAUCGCUUGGUCCCCCACCGGCUCCCUGCUUGUGUCUGCAUCUCCUGUCGACACAGCCAUGAUGGUGUGGGAUGUGGCAGCAGAGAGCGCUGUGCCGCUGCAGCGGGUGGGUGGUGGCGGCGUCACAUAUCUCUCAUGGUCUCCAGACGGCAGCCGACUGCUGGCAGCUACUCCAUCGGCUCUUUUUAGGGUUUGGGAGACGCGCAUGUGGACGUGUGAGAGAUGGCCGUGUCUGAAAGGCAGUUGUCAGGUAAGAAAACUUCGGAAACUGAGUGUAAAGGGCUGUUUUUCCCAAACCUCAUGGGAUCCGAGAGGUGAAAGACUCGCCGUGCUUCUGAAAGGUGAUUCACAGGCGGUUAAUCACCCUUCAGUCAUAGCAGUCUUCAAAACGCGCUCCAGUCCCGUCUUUGAGCUGCUGCCGUGUGGUUUUGUGAUGGGAGAGGCUGGAGCAGAGCCUAGGUUCAUGCAGUUCCAUCCGCACUUCCAGCACGGCGCUCUGCUUACUGUGUGCUGGUCUGACGGGCGCAUCUCUCAUGUGCCGUUUUACUUCAGCAGCGCUGGGCUUUUAGGAGGAGACUCACCGCAGCAAGCCCUCGCCAGCAACACAGCGGAUCAUUCCUCAAACAAACUGUACACUGAACAGAUUUCCUGAACACCUUCACUUCCCUCAACCGCUCACAUUAACCUGUCAGCUCUCAUUCUACUCUCAUAAACCUUUUUUUACAGCAUAAUGUGUGGCUUGUGUAUUUGAAGAUAAACAAAGUCUUUGCAUUAUUUGGAUUUCCAUGUGCUGCUAAUUUGAAACCUUUAGGAGCGCAUAAAGUACUUAAGCGGUGAAAUGAAAUAAUUUGUUUUUCCUGUAAUAAGAUAUGAGGAGAUAUUUACAAG
Sinocyclocheilus grahami is the source of this 1772-nucleotide messenger RNA. It is a transcript of the gene aaas, whose product is annotated as achalasia, adrenocortical insufficiency, alacrimia. Gene Ontology annotation, biological process: nucleocytoplasmic transport. The record is from RefSeq and is a predicted model, not a curated record. NCBI's taxonomy places the organism in Eukaryota, Metazoa, Chordata, Actinopteri, Cypriniformes, Cyprinidae. Gene Ontology annotation, cellular component: nuclear pore. The transcript is spliced from 15 exons. Bases 157 to 1536 code for a protein of 459 amino acids. Gene Ontology annotation, molecular function: protein binding.